Protopolystoma xenopodis is the source of this 729-nucleotide messenger RNA. Lineage: Eukaryota; Metazoa; Platyhelminthes; Monogenea; Polystomatidea; Polystomatidae. The record is from the annotation of a GenBank genome assembly.
AUGAGAAAUGUACCCGAUACGGCGUCCUCAACCCGAAGGUUCAUUAACGAAACGUUGAUUUGUUGUGACAACCCACGAACUGCGAUACAAAUUUCGGCUGCCGCCACGGCAACUGUCGUCAUGCCGCAACUCACUAGAUCUGAUCAAGCCAUUCCAUGCACUGGAAGCCAGACUGGGGUAUAUUUGUACUCUAACUACUCCACUGGACAACGAGCAAUAAGCCAUUUUUCGAUGCCUCUCCACAAGGCGCCGAAAUUCGGAUCGCGACUGAUCCCACUCCCUCGGUCUGUCCAACCCCCCCGCCCUGCCCGGAUCACAGCCAAGCUGCCGUUGGUCAACUCGGGCAGCCUCUACUCGCUCCAUCACCGCUUCAUCGAGAUGCUCAAGAGCCACUGUUGCUCGUCCGUCAGUCUGGCCGCGUCGGGAGCCCAGGCCGCAGUACCGGUUGACGGUUCAAGCCUGAGCCCCGCCUUCCCGGCCGGUCUCAAUCCGGCCUGUCUGUUGGCUCGAGUCGACGCCGGAAAGGCCGACGAGUUGGUCCGGUUGGCAUUCGCGAGGGUCGACUCAACCUACUUUUCCAGAGUUUUCGCCCAAAAAGACGCCAUCCGCCACCUGACACGCACCCACCUCGUCCAGCCGCUCGCCCACAUGCGCCACACCUCGCCCGGCGGCCACACCGCCCCGGACUGGCUGGCCGAAGUGCUCGACUUGAACCGUCUGGCCGACUAA